Molecule: messenger RNA, 2854 nt
Organism: Colias croceus (clouded yellow)
Lineage: Eukaryota; Metazoa; Arthropoda; Insecta; Lepidoptera; Pieridae
Product: SCY1-like protein 2
Exons: 6
Coding region: 70-2787 (905 amino acids)
Biological process (GO): protein phosphorylation
Molecular function (GO): protein kinase activity; ATP binding
Source: RefSeq, a predicted model, not a curated record
UUGUUUUCAUGUCUGUAUUUUCCUGUAAUGUUUUCAUUGUUUCUUAAAAUUUGAAAUACUGUUGUAAUCAUGGAGGUGUUUAAUAAGUUCUAUUCAUCUGUGACAAGUACAGUAUCACAGUUAUCGGGUGUACUACCAGGAAAUCCAGUAACCCGAGAAUUCGAAGCGACUCAGUUUAUCGCGAGCGCUGGACCAGGCCUAUUAUGGAAAGUAUACAAAGGAUAUAAGAAAUCGACAAAGCAGGAAGCAUCAAUAUUCGUGUUUGAAAAGAAACAAUUGGACAGAUGGUCAAAAGCAGACAGAGAUAUAAUGCUGGACAUUUUAAAACGUGGGAUCAUACAAUUGACAAAGUUGCGACACCCACAAAUAUUAACAGUGCAACACAGUUUAGAAGAGAGCAGAGAGAGUUUAGCAUUUGCUACAGAACCAGUGUUUGCCAGUCUGGCUAAUAUAUUAGGGAACACAGAAAACAUGCCACAACCUAUACCUAGCCACCUAGUCAACUAUAAGCUCUAUGAAGUAGAGAUCAAAUAUGGUCUCAUGCAAAUAGCUGAGGGCUUAGCAUUCUUACACAAUGACGUAAAGCUUCUCCACCAGAACAUAUGUCCAGAAUCAAUAGUAGUGAACCAGCAAGGUGCUUGGAAAAUAUUUGGUUUCGAUUUCUGUGUGUCGAACCAGAGUCCUCCAGGGGCUGCACCUUUUUGGCCGUUUAAUGAGUAUUGCCAAGCAAUGCCAGCAUUAACACAGCCAAGUCUGGACUAUUUGGCACCAGAGAAUAUAUUAUCUGCAUCUCAUUCCCCUGCAAGUGACAUUUACUCUAUGGGCAUGCUUGUCUAUGCUUUACACAGUACAGGGCAUCAGACACUUGGUAACAUUGGUGGAGAUUAUACCAAAUUUAAAAGGUUCGCUAAUGAAAUGAGGAACUUGCCAGCGUCAAGGCUGUUGUGUGUUGCGGAGGGUUUGAGGGAUUAUGUGAAGCUAAUGUUGAAUGUCACACCAGAGUUGAGACCAGAUCCACAUCAGUUUUUGAAGAUACCCUAUUUUGAAGAUGUAGGUGUGAAAACAUUAAACUACUUAGAUUCCCUGUUCCAAUGGGACAAUCUGCAAAAAUCACAGUUCUACAAAGGCCUUCCACAGAUUAUCCAGAAAAUGCCUCACAGGAUAUGCAUUUACCGAAUAUUGCCAUGUCUAACUAAAGAGUUUGUCAAUCCACCCAUGGUACCGUUUGUACUACCUAAUGUUUUGUUAAUAGCGGAAAACUCAACGAAAGAAGAAUACAUAAAAUAUAUAUUACCUGUAUUAAAGCCAGUUAUGUUAAUUCAGGAACCGAUACAAAUAUUGCUGAUAUUUAUGCAAAAAAUGGAGUUAUUGUUAAAACUGACGCCAGGAGAAGAAGUCAAAACAGAUAUACUUCCAAUGCUCUAUAGAGCAUUAGAAUCUGACGCACAACAAAUACAAGAAUUGUGUUUAUCAGUAUUGCCAACAUUUGCAUCACUAAUUGAUUAUCCGGCUAUGAAAAAUGCAUUAUUGCCGCGUAUAAAAAAGCUUUGUUUGCACACAAAUUAUUUGUCUGUGAGAGUUAACUGUUUACUCUGUUUGGGAAAGUUGUUGGAACAUUUGGAUAAGUGGCUGGUACUGGAUGAAAUUAUUCCGUUCUUGCCGCAGAUUCCGUCUAGAGAACCAGCUGUGCUGAUGGGUAUAUUAGGCAUCUACAAAUUAACUUUAAGUCACAAAAAACUCGGGAUAACAAAAGAAGUAAUGGCUACGAAAGUUCUACCAUUUCUCAUACCACUGUGUGUGGAAAACGGACUCACUUUGAAUCAAUUCAACGCACUAAUAUCACUUGUCAAGCAAAUGGUGUCGAAAGUUGAAGCAGAGCAUAGAUCGAAGUUGGAACAAUUGAAUUCUAUACAGAAUGAAUCUAAGGUAAUGGAACAAGCGCUAACUUCAGACACGCUUGUAUCAGCGCCGGGGCCACAGACGGACAUCGACAAGAUGUUCUCUGGCCUCGGUAUAGAUCCAUUCUCGUUUAGCAAGCCGGUGGAGAAGGAAGUGCCUGCUGUCAGUGAUAAUGUGUCGUUGAGUAUGGAGGAUAAGCAACGACUAGCGCAACAGCAAGAAACGGCUCGAAAGUUCUCCCGCCAACCGCCACCAACGGCCAUCACCACUCCCAAACCGAUCCCACCACCCCAACCCCAAACUAUUGAUUUAACCAGCUCCCUCUUACAAUCUAAUCUCACUCAGUUGGUAAAACCAAUACCAUCACAAAAUAAUAAUUCUAUGGGACAUAUGGGUGGUACUCUAAUGGGUAAUACCAGCCCGAAUAAUAAUAGUUUUCCAAUGGGACGGAAUCCGAUUAAUCUAAUGGGUAAUACUGGUAACAGUAAUACGAUGGGUAGUAAUCUGGGUAAUAAUCAAAUCGGUAAUACAAUGGGCAGUGGUAUGAUAAAUAAUCAAAUUGGUAAUACAAUGGGUAAUAAUUCGAUUGGUAAUACAUUGGGUAGUAAUAUGAGCAAUAAUUCAAUUAGUAAUACGAUGGGUAGUAAUCUAGGUAAUAAUUCAAUGGGUUACGCUUUUCAAAGUCAAUUAGCGUUACCUCCAAGUACGGGUUGGAAUAAUAAUACGCCAAGUGGUAAUUUUAAUAAUAAAUGGGCGGGAAAUCAAAGUAUGAAACAAGAUUGGUCGGCGUUUGAAUCUCUAUUACCGAGUCAAACUCAAAAUAAUAGUAAUAGCAAUAAUAAUCCUAAAAAACUGAGUAACAGUGAAAUGAUGGAUUUACUUGGUUAGUGUACCCGUCCGUUGUAGAGAAUACCAGUUUCCGCUAUCAAUAAAAUAAGCUUAUUUAUUAUUUUAC